This is a messenger RNA of Arabidopsis thaliana (thale cress), 677 nucleotides long. RefSeq lists its product as uncharacterized. The coding region runs from base 13 to 270 and encodes 85 amino acids. Lineage: Eukaryota; Viridiplantae; Streptophyta; Magnoliopsida; Brassicales; Brassicaceae. The transcript has 4 exons. The record is from RefSeq and is marked reviewed.
UUGAAUGCACACAUGCAGGUCCCUUCCAAGAAGAAGGUAUCCAAUCCGCAGACCGCAGACGUGGCCGAUAACCAAUUUGUAGGCAAUAGCAUGCUCGUUCGCGUUCAAGGUCGAUAUCACCCCGCAGCUACUACGGGGAAGAUGUUUAACUGGCAGCGUAGAAGGUCAUCUUCCUACUCUAGUUCCCCAAGGCCCCAUAAGUUAUGGCUUGUUGCAGACCCCUUUUCAGCUAAAGAAAUAAAGAGAUGCCCUUGUUGUGUUAUGUGUUGACGUUCUAGCUAGUGUCAACUAAUAGGCUCCUAGGAAGAUAUCAAGGAGCCACAGUUCAAACCAGCCUUUGAGAGGAAUGAAAAGGAGCAGCAGCAACAGUAGCAGCAGUAGCAACUACCGCCACCUCGCAAGACCUGAUAAAGAAAGUGUGAAGUGACCAUAUGAGACUCAUGCUCGCAUUUACUCUGCUUAGAUCGUACGAAUGUGACUGAUCGGUCUAGUCAAAGGUAGGGACUUGAAGUAGGGCUCCUGUAGUGAUGGAUAUGUGUAAGUUACUUUUAAGAACAACACAAUAACCUGCUGUCUAAUCUAUACUUUUGAUUCAAACUGAUUAACCAAUUCUUGAUUUGGUGGUGAAAGUGAAUCAGUGAUCUGACAACGACAACAACAACAACCACCACCACCAC